AUGUCCUUCAUCGUAGUGCUUGCGGAGGGUCAAUACACGGAAGAGCAGUACAAGACUCUGAAACGCAAGAUCGACCGGUACUUGCUUCCUCUCAUGUGGUUGUGUUACGCAGGUCUUCAACAGUCCGACAAGACUUCACUCGGCACUCAGGCAAACUUUGGUCUCGAAACGAGCACGGGGCUAGUUGGGAAUCAAUAUCAAUGGCUUACAACUAUUUUCUAUCUGAUGUACAUGUGCUUCGAGUUUCCUUCCAACCUUCUUCUUCAACGAUGGAAAAUGGGGCGAACACUGUCUCUUUGCAUGAUAAUAUGGGGAAUUAUCGUUCUGUGUAUAGGUUUUGCUAAGAACUUUAGCCAACUCAUUGCGCUGAGAGCUCUUCAGGGCAUCGCGGAGUGCUGCAUCUCUCCAGGGUUUGUUCUCGUCAUUGGUUCUUGGUAUAAAACCCGCGAGCACCCUUCCAGAGCGCUAUUCUUCCAGAGUGCAAACGCCGGCUUCGGAAUUAUCAGCUCACUCAUUCUCUACGGUAUUGGAGCUCGAGACUCGAGCGACGAAUCCUGGCGCGGGAUGUCCUACUUCCUAGGCUCCGUCACCAUUGCAGUUGGAAUCAUAUGCCUAUUCCUGCUCGGUACUCCCUCUGAAGUUCGUUGGGUGACGCCGGAAGAACGAAGAAUGGCGAACGCUAGGAUUGUUUCGAAUCAGACGGGACAUGAUACCACGGGUGUGAAGAGCUGGAAGUGGAGCCAAGUUAGGGAGGCUUUCUCCGAUCCUGUGGUCUACAUCACGCUGUUGAACGCGUUUUUCAGCUCUGUCCCGAACGGAGGCUUAACGACUUUCGGAUCUAUCCUCUACAAGUCUUUCGGCUUCACCUCUCUGGAGGUCAUCCUCUACGGUCUUCCGAGCAACGUUUUCAGUGUGCUCUGGUUCAUUGUCGUCGGCCUCACGGUUUCACGAUACCAGAAUCUUCGUCUAUACUUCAUGGUGUUUUCAUCCUUAUGUCCCCUCGCCGGAUUCCUAGGUCUUGUCAUUCUUCCGUCCGAUGAUAAGUAUAGGUGGACGAAGUGGGGCUGUCUCUUCCUCACAACUCCUUUUGUAGUUUCUAUGUUCAUGGGAUGGAGCCUCAUCCCAUCUAACAUCCCUGGUCGCACCAAACGCACGGUGGCGAGCUCGUUAACGUUCGUGGGAUAUUGUGUGGGUAACAUGGUCGGCUCUCAAAUCUUUCAGAGCAAGGAUGCUCCAAGGUAUAUCAAGGCAAGCUCGGUAUGCGCUGCAAGCUUUGGCGCAGAGGUCCUCUUGAUAUGCCUCUGGCGCAUCAUUUACGUUGUCCGCAAUCGGCGCAAGGACAAGCUCAUAGCGAACGACGGCCUCACGCCCGAAGAACGUGUCAAGGAAGGAAAGAGACUCGGCGAGGCAGAUGCGACGGAUUUCGAGAAUCCAUAUGUACGUUUCUAA
Messenger RNA from Stereum hirsutum FP-91666 SS1, 1449 nucleotides. Its product is annotated as MFS general substrate transporter. Gene Ontology annotation, molecular function: transmembrane transporter activity. NCBI's taxonomy places the organism in Eukaryota, Fungi, Basidiomycota, Agaricomycetes, Russulales, Stereaceae. The record is from RefSeq and is a predicted model, not a curated record. Bases 1 to 1449 code for a protein of 482 amino acids. Gene Ontology annotation, biological process: transmembrane transport. Gene Ontology annotation, cellular component: membrane. The transcript is spliced from 13 exons.